GUCUGCAACCCUAUGGUGUAUUUUGAGUUUGGCGGGUUUUGCGUCAUUACGUCGCACGCCACAGCGUGGACCCCGGAAGUGAACGCAAAAACAUUUCAUGCAGGUCCACAUGGAGCACGGCCAGGAUUAGCCAGAUGGCUGCUGGAAUCCUCUGACUGAUGGGUGUGGACGACGAUGUUCCCCAUCCGUGUGAGCGUGUUACUUCAGGAGAAGCGGACCUGCAGCCAGUAGCCGAUCACAAUGGACCCGUCCGACCAGAAGCACUUCACGGUCGUAGACUACGUGAUAUUUGCCGUGUUGCUCGGCGCCUCCAUGUGCAUCGGCCUGUACUAUGCUCUCUCUGGCGGGCGUCAGCGCACCACACAGGAGUUCUUGAUGGCCGACAGGAGCAUGAGCUGUCUUCCCGUGUCCCUGUCGCUCAUCGCGUCAUUCCAGUCCGCUGUGGCAAUCAUUGGGGUGCCGGCAGAAAUCUACAGUCACGGUACUCAGUACUGGUUCAUCGGCUGUGCCUACGCUUUGGGCCUCUUCAUUCCAGCUCACGUCUUUAUUCCAGUGUUGUACAGACUGCAGCUCUCCAGCGCUUACCAGUAUCUUGAGCUGCGCUUCAGCAAAGCAGUGCGCACCUGUGGAACUGUGACCUUUAUCUUUCAGACGGUUGUUUAUAUGGGGAUUUGUGUGUAUACGCCUGCCUUUGCACUUAAUGCAGUUACUGGAUUUGAAUUAUGGGGAGCAGUUUUGGCAACUGGACUAGUUUGCACAUUGUACACAACACUGGGAGGUUUAAAGGCUGUGAUCUGGACAGACGUCUUUCAGACUCUGGUGAUGUUUGCUGGACAGCUGGCUGUGAUUGUGGUGGGAGUUUAUCGGACCGGAGGAGUCUCUGAAGUUUGGACGAAGGUCUGGGAGGGAAAUCGCAUCUCAGGUCUUGACCUAAAUCCCGAUCCGACUGAGAGACACACCUUCUGGACCCUGGCGGUGGGUGGCGUCUUCCUCAUGCUGUCUCUGUACGGCGUCAACCAGGCUCAGGUCCAGCGGUAUCUCAGCGCGCGCACAGAGAAAGAGGCUGUCAGGUCCUGCUACAUGGCAUUCCCCUCCCUGCAGCUGGCUCUGGCUCUGAGCUGUGUGAUGGGGUUGGUCAUGUUUGCACGUUACUGCGGCGACGACCUCACUGACAAACUGGGCUCCUCUUCAAGGGAUGCAAUGGUGAUAUACUUUGUGAUGGACAUGCUGCAAGGUCUGCCUGGACUUCCCGGACUCUUUGUUGCAUGCUUAUUUAGCGCAGCGCUCAGCACCAUCUCCUCUGCUUUUAACUCUUUGGCCACCGUGACCAUGGAAGACCUCAUCAAACCACACUUUCCUGCCAUGUCUGAGGCAAGAGCUACUCUGCUCUCCAAAGUUUUAGCUAUGUCCUAUGGGCUGCUGUGUCUGGCCAUGGCUUACCUCACUCACCUCAUGGGAGAUUCAGUUCUACAGGUAGCUUUAAAAAUAUUUGGGAUGGUUGGCGGUCCAAUUCUUGGUCUGUUCUGUCUCGGGAUGUUCUUCCCUUGGGCCAACUCGAUCGGAGCAGUGGUGGGUCUGGGGGCAGGUCUGGCCACAUCUUUCUGGAUCGGUAUCGGGAGCAUCGCUACUCAUAGCUCCGGGACGCGGCCGCUGCCUUCCAACUGCAUCCCCGUCCUCUUGACGAACAGCGCCACAGCGGCCAUUCAGUCCGCACUCAGGAACACAACCCUGAGCCACCCAUCAGCACUGAAGAGGUUUUACUCUUUGUCCUACAUGUGGUACAGUGCGUUCAACAGCUUCACAGUCAUUAUCAUUGGCCUGAUCAUCAGCUUUGUCACAGGCCCCAUGAAAGAAGAAGAUGUGACACCAGGCACAGUCUAUCCCUUGGUAGGGAAGCUGCUUUGUUUUUUACCUGAGCACCUAAAAAAGAAGCUCUGCUGUGUGACUCCUCUGGGACAGACGCUCUCAUCACAACAAAGUCAGCCUCCAGAGCAGAAAGAAAUCAGUGGAUGGGGCCUCCAACAAGACAGGGGAGCAUCGCCGGGUGAGAUGGAGAGUUUUCUUCCUGACGGUCACACAAGACUUGUAGAACAUGAAACAACCGUGUAAAGUCUUGACCUGUAUGACUGAACACAUCUUUAUCAAAGCCCUUUGAACAGAACAGUUGUUGUUUUUUACUUUGUUAAACUUGUGAUCAUCAAUUUAAUUUAAAAGCGAGGUGGAAGCUAAACUCACUUGUUUGGUUAACACUAUGUUACACAUGCAGUAUUUGAUCCUCAUGGCCACAGAUUCACUUUCACUGUGAAGUUAAAACCAAUCACAAUGUACCUGACUACCUGAUGAUGCUUACUACUGGAUACAUCAUACUGUAUGAACACUUGUAAGGAGUAAUGCAGCAGACCUUAGAGCUGCUUUAAAAAUGUUUUGAUAUGUUUUUUUUAUUUAAUUAAAAUGAAUACAAUUUUGUACUUUUAAAAUUUUUUUUUCUAGAAGCAUCUGUAACUUUGUAAGAUCAUGUUGCUCUCAUCAAUCUAUAAAACUGAAUGUUUUUUGAACUUUUUUUUCAAAACCCA
Molecule: messenger RNA, 2573 nt
Organism: Betta splendens (Siamese fighting fish)
Lineage: Eukaryota; Metazoa; Chordata; Actinopteri; Anabantiformes; Osphronemidae
Gene: slc5a6b
Product: solute carrier family 5 member 6
Exons: 16
Coding region: 241-2109 (622 amino acids)
Biological process (GO): biotin transport; pantothenate transmembrane transport; sodium ion transport
Cellular component (GO): membrane
Molecular function (GO): sodium-dependent multivitamin transmembrane transporter activity
Source: RefSeq, a predicted model, not a curated record